AUGUUUAUCAAUUCAAUAUUUAACUUUUGCCAUAAUUGGUUCAUGGAAAGUUUUAUGUACAACUCCGUAUGUGAUCAAUUAAUUCUAUGUACACUUUCGGUUAUUGUUAUCGCAUAUUUAGCGAUGUUAGUUGGAAAAGCUCUUUUUAAAGGCAAUGCUGAAAAAAGGAAAGAAGAUGAACAAACUACAGUUGGUCUAUUCUUUGACUCUUCUUUACAAGAAGCGAAACGAGAUCGUUUUCUAUUCUCUGAAGUCAAUUAUUUAUUAUUAAAAAUUGAUGAUAACAACAACGAUACAAUAAUGAAAACGAAAGCAGGAGGAAAAUCUCCCGACUCCUAUAACGCCAACGAUGGAUCUGCCACAGAUCCAACCAAGAUACACCAAGCUGAUGCGACUUCAGAGUCUAUGUCAACAGUCACAUUGGUAGAUUACAAUAAUACCGACUAUAUUUAUGUCCAUGACACCGGCGAAUCAUCAGACUUUCAUACGAAUGACAAUCAAGAUUGUACACGCCAUCGCAUUGGAUCUAACGAUUCUUACCUAAGUAAUCACUCUGUAUCAUCACGUAACAGUGAUGGAAAUCUCGCUGACGAUGAAAAUAUCCUAAGCGAUUCAGUAAGCCUGGUAGAUGCUAAAGGUAGAGCUGACAUUUCCAUUAGGAAACAAUCGCAUCAAGAAGGUGAUAAGGCAGUUUGUAUGAUCAGUAGUCGAGCUCGCCAUUUACAAAUAGAUAUCAGUGAUUGCACUGAUGAUAACCACAGUCAGCAACAGAAACUGUCUGAAGUUGUGGCUUCUAUCAAAGAAUGCAUCCAUAACAUUGUCGUAAUGUGCAUUCAACAUCAAGAAACAAGUCUAUGGUUGUCUAAAUUAGCUAUGGAUAAGUAUAAACUGUAUGGACGGGGAUGUUUAUUAUUAGUCUUACCUUCACUAGAAAUAGCCAAAGAAUUUCAUGUCGACGACCUAAAAAAAUUAUCGUAUACUCCUAGUUACGCUGAUAAAACGACAUUACUAAAAUCCGCUGGACACGUAUCUAAAGCAUCUAUAUUGGUUUCGAUGUGCGAUCAAUACAAUCCAAUAGAGGAAUAUUUAUUAUGUGUUACUGUUGUUGCCCCUUUAGAGAAAAGGCAAAGUAAAAACUCUCUACGCAUUAUUACUGGUAAUGCAUAUAGUAAAUCAUAUAAAACAUGUGUUCAACUCCGUUUAUAUCCUACUUUAUUGACGCCAUCUGCUACUUUGGAUCCGCCUUCGCUAACAGAUUGUAAUGAUCAUGAUAACUUGCAUCAUGAUCAUGUUGUUGUAUCUAUGUAUGACCUGAAAAAAAGUAGCGGAAUUACCACGGAUUUUAAGCAGCAGUUUUUACAACAUACUCUCCAUGUAUUAACAGAUCACUAUAUCAACUUUAAGGAUUCAUAUCCAAAAAUCUAUUCGAAGUUGGAAGAUUGCCUACAAACUGGCUCAGCAACGCAACCUAUUAAUUUCACAGCUUUAAAUGAAAAUGGCGAGCAAGUUUUAUGUACAAUUGUCCUUGAAUUGCCAGUGCACGUUUAA
Trichoplax adhaerens is the source of this 1548-nucleotide messenger RNA. RefSeq lists its product as uncharacterized. The transcript has 4 exons. NCBI's taxonomy places the organism in Eukaryota, Metazoa, Placozoa, Uniplacotomia, Trichoplacea, Trichoplacidae. The record is from RefSeq and is a predicted model, not a curated record. The coding region runs from base 1 to 1548 and encodes 515 amino acids.